This is a messenger RNA of Rhizoctonia solani, 1629 nucleotides long. RefSeq lists its product as uncharacterized. The transcript has 3 exons. The record is from RefSeq and is a predicted model, not a curated record. Lineage: Eukaryota; Fungi; Basidiomycota; Agaricomycetes; Cantharellales; Ceratobasidiaceae. The coding region runs from base 1 to 1629 and encodes 542 amino acids.
AUGGCCACUACCUCUCAUGAACACACUCCCAACCCGGACUCUGUUGGCCUUAGUCACUCGAUGAGCUUCUUCCCAGCGGAUCCGCAUACGAUGAACUCGCCGCCGCUGGACCUGCACUUUACUUCACGCUCCCACGACUCGGACUCGGCCGCUCUCGAAGAUUUUGACGCAGCAUUGUUUGGCCAUCCAAACCUACUGGACUCGGCUCUUGGUCUACAGCACCCUAUGCUUGACCCCCGCCGUGGUAUUCUCAUUUCCACACCAGAACACGAUAUCUUGACCACUACCAUGUCUGCGAACACGAUUAAUGAUCAUCAACAGACUGCCUUGCGGUCACAACCUGGAUCACAGCCACGAACUAUGUCUGGCAAACAGACCGAUGUAUCAUCAUCUCCACUCCAGUUACAGUUUAUUAUUGGCCCCGAGUGCUCUCGCUUGGAGGACUCUCCUACCCACAUUCCUUCUGCUGCCUCUCUUUACCAAGUUGUACAUCCGAAUGUCGACGACGUAAUUGUCAACUUCGAUACCAAGUCCAAGUCGUUCCCUCGGAGAACCAAGGCUCAAUGCGCCAAUCAGAUCGACCCCUACGCUGAACAUUUCCUUCGUCACCGGUUAGGCGAGGACAAAUGGCAGACAUUCUCAUCCCGUCUCUUCGAGCGCAGACUCGGAGCCACACGCAACCGAACGCGCCCAUCGAGACCGAGACGCCUUUCGGACGGAUCUGAAACCCGUGAAACCAAAUCGACUGGUGCAAGCGCAGUCGACUUCUUAGUAAAGGUCGAAGUUGUCAAAGAAGUGCUCAGGACCUUCGUUCCCCAUCCUUAUAACCCAAUCAAAUCCCUUUCCCACCCUUAUAAUGACGCCCCUUCGGGCUCGGUAACUCUUACACGCAACACAGUACUCGCCCUCUCGGGCUGGUCCAACACUCAGUUCUCUUACUGGGCUCGUCGUGCCGAAGCUGUUUCUGUGCUUGCCUCCCACGACGACCGUCUGCGAGCUGUCGCAUGUGCGUUGGAACGGCGUCUGCAUCCAAACAAGUACACCGACUCUCCGAUCGAAGAGGACCAUGUUACCGGCAAAGGCCUUGAUGCCAUCGUCGACGAUGUAAAAAAGCGCACUGGUGCUAGCCAGUUCCUUCGUGGAAAACACUCUAGCUUGGACCCAUUCAGUACUGUGUCACCUGGUGCCGACUCUUCCUCGGACGAUGCUGAUGAUGUCACACAAUCUCCGGUAACCCCGCAUAUGGGGAUAUCUAGCUCUUCGUACCCUCUUUUAUGUUCUCCUGGAUCCCCAUUCCAUUCUCGCCAACCUCUGCCUGCCGAAACUUACUCCCCCAUCUCGGCAACUUGUUCUUCUCCAUCUUCCAGUUCGUCCCCAAUGUUUAUGCUACAUGACGUCGACGCUCUUGGCCUGGGCGGGCUCGGCUUCGGCUUCGAACCCAACGUCGGAAGCACUCCUGUCGGCCUAAACCCAGCCAACGUAAUUGGCCUUAAUGACGAGCCGAAGAGAGAUUGGCCCGGUCUUCCACUAUCGGACGAACGUGGCGUCAAACGCACGUGGGAUGACAUGCUGCAUAUCGGAAGCGGCAAGCGCGUACGAACGGAAGAUGAGAACGAGACCGGAGUUUAA